Messenger RNA from Vitis vinifera (wine grape), 792 nucleotides. Its product is annotated as acetyl-CoA-benzylalcohol acetyltransferase-like. Bases 1 to 792 code for a protein of 263 amino acids. The transcript has a single exon. The record is from RefSeq and is a predicted model, not a curated record. Lineage: Eukaryota; Viridiplantae; Streptophyta; Magnoliopsida; Vitales; Vitaceae.
AUGGAGGUCCAAAUCCUAUCCAGGAAGUUAAUAAAACCAUCGUCUCCAACGCCAUCCCAUCUCCGCACUUGGAAGCUAUCCCCAAUUGAUCAACUCGUACCUCAAGUCAAAGUAGCUUUUGUAUUCUACUAUCCCACUCAUGGCACCAGCAGCAAAGUUGAAAAUGUUGAAAGAUGCCAACGUUUGGAGAAAUCGUUGUCUGAGACCUUGACUCGAUUCUACCCACUAGCGGGAACAUAUAUCAAAGAUAGUCAUUCGGUUGAGUGUAACGACCAAGGAGCCGAAUAUUUGGAGGCCAAAGUGGAUGCCCAACUCACUCAACUUCUAAGCAAGAGAGAUGAGAUUAUAGAGGAGGUGAUUCAUUUCGUAGGUGGAAAAUUCACAAGUCCGCUAAUAACAAUUCAAACCACCAUGCUUGAAUGCGGAGGGCUAGUGAUUGGAGUACGCAUUUCCCACACCCUUGUUGAUGGAUUCACGACAUCUAAAUUCAUUAGUACAUGGGCAACUGCAAGCAGCGAAGGGAUAAAUGAAGCAAUUUUGCCAUGUUUCAGUUUGGCUUCUCUCUUGCCUGCAAAAGACUUACCAACACUCAAGUCCCCGCCUCCCCCAAAGAUCCAUGGAGCAGAAAAGUUUGUGACCAUGAGGUUCAUGUUUGAUGGGGCCAACAUAUCGUCGCUCAAAGCCAAAGCCAAAGCCAAUUCUGAGACUAGUACUCCUGGUCCCGGCUUGAAGCAUCAAGUUUCACGAGUUAAUGUGGUGACAUCACUCAUGUGGAGAGCUCUCAUGGGGUAA